CGCACUGCCUCCACUCUCACCCCCCGGAGGGAGCGGACUGCCCUGGGAAGGGCUGGCACGGCCAAUACGGCGAGAUGAGGCUGAGCUGAGCGAGGAUGGAGAGCGCAUUGCUGUGCGAUGAUGAGAUCUUGCUUCGCACCGAGCAAGAUUUUCACAUGGCUGCAAAAACCAACAACAUCGAGAAGAUGAAGCAGCUAAUCUUGAGAGGGGUGAACGUCAGAGCCAAGAACAGUGUAGACAGGACAGCCUUACACUGGGCAGCUGGAGCUGGACAAGAGCAAGCUGUCAAACUGCUGCUGGAAUAUGAUUUGCCUGUGGACGAAGAAGACUGUUUUGGAAUGAAUGCGCUUCUGCUGGGGGCAUGGUUUGGACACCUGAAAAUUCUCCAGAUCCUGGUCAAUGCCGGAGCCAAAAUCAGCUGUGAAAAUAAGAAUGGACUCAACCUGCUCCACUGUGCAGCACAGAGAGGUCACAUCAAGGUCCUAGAGUUCAUCAUGGAGGAUCUGGAGAACAUCAAAGUAGAUAAGGUGGACAAGUUUGGAAGAACGGCAUUUCACCUAGGAGCUGAACAAGGCCAGAUGGAGGUGGUGGAAUUCCUCAUUGGAUCUGGGUGUCAUCACAGCCUGAAGGAUAAGGAGAACAACACAGCUCUCCAUCUAGCUGCUAAGAAUGGCCAUACGGACGUCUUGCAGAAAAUUGUAGAAACUGGAGUGGAGCUGAAUGACAAAAAUCUGGAGGGAAAUACAGCUUUGCAUAUGGCUACAGAAGGAGGUCACUUUGACUGCAUUAGAAUUCUGCUAGAAGCUGGAAGUGAUGUCAACGUGCAAAAUGAGAAAGGAACAAACUGCCUUCACUAUUGUGCUUUCCAUGGACAGGUGGACAUUGCAAGGGCUCUCAUUGAUGCAGGAAUUAAUAUCAAUGCAGUAAACAAUCAAAAGUCAAGUGCUCUGCACAUCUCAGUCCUACAGAAUUUCCCAGCUAUGGUAAAGCUUCUCAUUGACUGUGAAUGUGACCUGGAUCUCACAGAUUAUAGGUUGCAGGCUCCUCUUCAUAUUGCGGCAGAACAUGGACGACAGGACAUGGCAGAAAUUAUACUUAUUGCAGGUGUAAAUCUGAAGCUACUGGACAAGCAAGGAAAAACAUCUCUUGACGUGGCUGCUCGAGGGAAUCACAUAAAUCUGGCAGAUAUGAUCAUCAAGGCAGAUAGAUUCUACAAGUGGGAGAAGGACAAUCUGAAUAGUGACUCUGACUCCUGGUUGGCUAGACAUCUGACAUUCAAACAAGAUCAUCGCCUAGAGACACAGCACAUCCGAUCUGUCAUCUGGAGGCUGGCGACGAAAUAUCUAAAACCCAAUGAAUGGAAGAAGUUGGCACAGCAUUGGAAAUUCACUGAUGCCCACAUUCGAGCAAUAGAGCAUCAGUGGACAGGAAACAAAAGCUACCGGGACCACGGGCACAGAAUGUUACUCAUCUGGCUGCACGGAGUUGUGAUGGCUGGAGAAAACCCAAUUAAAGGAUUGUUUGAGGGACUGGUAGGCAUUGGGAGAAGAGACUUGGCAGAAAGCAUUCGGAAGCAAGCAAAUGCAGAUGAUUCUUCCCCAAAGAAGUGCGCAGCCAUGUAACAUGGUGUGAUUGACUUGACCCGGGGAUGCUACCAUUGUCUGCAUCCCUCUUCCUGCACUACAAGCUGGAGUUCAGUCAGCAGUACUGUUACAUCAAGGGCUGAUUCUCAUUCCAAAUACAAUUCCUGCUGUUCUACUUCAAAGCAGUUCACAAAACAUCACCGAGGGAUAUCUUCAGGCACAUCAUGACUGCCAGUGUUGUGGGCAUUCUUGAGAAGUCUUAUUUCUGGAAAUGUUCUUAUGAGAAGCAGUCAUUUAUUCACAGAGAUAUAUAUGUACAUUUUGCUGAUUCUACAGCACAUCAAUGGUGCAAUAUUGGGUAAGGACGACCUUGAAUUGGAUUUUUGUAAUCACAUUUUAUAUAGAAAGGGGGAUACAUGUUUUUACCUAAAGCACAUUUGUGUGUAAAAGACCGAGACGACCAUGUUUCCUGCUGUGCAAUAUUUUCCAGCUGCUUGAAUCGACAAGCGUAAAAUGUUGGGGCAAGUUAACGGUCUCUUGUAUGCCGCCAAUGUUGUGUGUAUGUUUAUGACACAUUUUACAGAUUUUUGUAAAAUUAGUUCUUUUUACCCUUUUGCUAAAAU
This is a messenger RNA of Nanorana parkeri, 2206 nucleotides long. It is a transcript of the gene ANKDD1A, whose product is annotated as ankyrin repeat and death domain containing 1A. Gene Ontology annotation, molecular function: protein binding. Gene Ontology annotation, biological process: signal transduction. The record is from RefSeq and is a predicted model, not a curated record. Lineage: Eukaryota; Metazoa; Chordata; Amphibia; Anura; Dicroglossidae. The transcript has 15 exons. Bases 96 to 1622 code for a protein of 508 amino acids.